This is a messenger RNA of Cynocephalus volans (Philippine flying lemur), 878 nucleotides long. RefSeq names its product complement factor D (gene CFD). The record is from RefSeq and is a predicted model, not a curated record. Gene Ontology annotation, molecular function: serine-type endopeptidase activity. The coding region runs from base 38 to 817 and encodes 259 amino acids. Gene Ontology annotation, biological process: proteolysis. The transcript is spliced from 5 exons. NCBI's taxonomy places the organism in Eukaryota, Metazoa, Chordata, Mammalia, Dermoptera, Cynocephalidae.
GCCCCGCCUGUGUCAGUGUCCAGGACGCAGCGGUUUCAUGAUGCACAGCUCAGUGUUUUUGGCGGUUCUGGUCCUCCUGGGAACAGAUCUGUGUGCGGCGCAGCCCCGCGGCAGGAUCCUGGGCGGCCGCGAAGCCGAGGCCCACGCGCGGCCCUACAUGGCGUCGGUGCAGGUGAACGGCCAGCACCUGUGCGGCGGCGUCCUGGUGGCCGAGCAGUGGGUGCUGAGCGCCGCGCACUGCCUGGACGACGCGGCCGACGGAAAGGUGCAGGUGCUCCUGGGCGCGCACUCCCUGUCGCAGCCCGAGCCCUCCAAGCGCCUGUACGACGUGCGCCGCGCAGUGCCCCACCCGGACAGCCGGCCCGACACCAUCGACCACGACCUCCUCCUGCUGCAGCUGUCUGAAAAGGCCGAGCUAGGCGUCGCCGUGCGACCCCUGCCCUGGCAGCGCGAGGACCGCGACGUAGCGCCUGGCACGCUCUGCGACGUGGCCGGCUGGGGUGUGGUCAGCCACGCAGGCCGCCGGCCCGACCGCCUGCAGCUCGUGAGCUUGCCGGUGCUCGACCGCGCCACCUGCAACCUGCGCCAGUACCACGACGGCGCCAUCACCCAGCGCAUGAUGUGCGCGGAGAGCAACCGCCGCGACAGCUGCAAGGGCGACUCGGGGGGCCCGCUGGUGUGCGGGGGCGUGCUCGAGGGCGUGGUCACCUCGGGCUCGCGUGUCUGCGGCAACCGCAAGAAGCCCGGCAUCUACACGCGCGUGGCGAGCUACGUGCCCUGGAUGGACGGCGUCAUGGCCGGGGACGCGGCGGCCUGAGGACGGCCGGAAGGUGGCGGUCGCGGCGGGGGGUGCAGAGCAAUAAAGCCGUUCAGUCCUG